AUAUCUGACACUUGGUAGCGUCUAUUUUUUUCAAUGUUUUGAUUUUCAAAUAGUGCCCCUGUUUUUAUCAAAUAAUUUCUUCUGGAACCGGAUUCUGGCGUAUAUUAUUAAAUUAGUAAUUAAAAUAUUUAUUUCCCUACGCAUUCUGGUACCUAAGAGGCAUUGUUAAUGUUUAGUUAUGGAGAGACAAGUCCAAAACACACUAACCCAUUCUGCACCUAACCCCUUUCCUAAAAAACACAAAAAACAUAAAAAGGAAAGGGAGGAGAAGGACGAUAAACCUCAACUGAAGCUCAUAUUAAAGGCAAUGUCUGAAAAGUAUGCAUGUGUUGGUUCAAACAAUCCUACCCCAGAACAUGAUGAAGAACUAGGACAACAAAUUAUGAUGGCUGAAGGGGAUGAACAUACUAUAAUUUUAGAUCCAAGUGAUCCUGCAUAUGCUUUGCAUAGGGCUCACCAUAAAAAGUCCAAAAAGAAGAAGAAAAAGAAGGAUAAGAACAAAGACAGGGAUCGUGACAGAGAAAGGCGACACAAGCACCACCAUAAAGACAAAAAACGGAAGAGGGAUGAAAUGGAAGAUGAGGGUAAUGCACCUGAUUUGGAGACAUCUUCAGGAGGAUUUCCUCUUCUAGGCUCACCCAGUAAUGCAAGAGAACCUCGAACAUGUGUGAUCAAAAAAAUUCAAGAGAAAGCACCAUUAGCCAAGGCUCUAGAUCAACUUUUGACUUUGCUUGAGAAAAAAGAUCCACAGAAUUUUUUUGCUUGGCCAGUCACAGAUGCUUUUGCCCCAGGAUAUUCAAAAAUUAUUAGUAAACCUAUGGAUUUUAGUACUAUGAGACAAAAGAUUGAGGAGAACCAGUACAAUCACUUGAAGGAAUUUACAGAAGAUUUUCACCUUAUGUGCGAUAACGCGAUGAAAUACAACCACACUGACACAGUUUACUAUAAAGCCAGCAAAAAGCUACUUCUUGCGGGCCAAAAAAUUUUACAGCCUGAAAAAUUAGGUUGGCUACUCCAGGUCUCCCCAGAACUCACAGAAGCCGAAUUAGGAUUUGAAGUGACCGCGGAGAUGAGAGCUUCGGCGGGCAGACCUGAAGAUACUGACGGAUGUGUAAAAGUCGAGGCGAAAGAGCCACCGACUUCUGAAGAGGUAGUUUUUAACAAAAAAAUAUUUGGUGGGUUUCUAAGAUAUUCGUUUCAGAUUUUGGCUCAAGCAAAAGCAGCCGCCCGUCACGCCAGAGCUCGCCUAAAGGGUUACGGUCCCUCUAUGGGUUAUUUGAGACCGCGCAGAGACGGAUCUGCCCAAUUGUCCAUUUUGGUCGGCAACAAUUUGGGAAAGAAGAAAGGAGUUGCUCCACUUGGGUCUAUUGUAGGACGUUUGUCGGAUGGGACGGCACAUUUACAGGGCUUCCGAGAAGAUAAAAGGAACGCAAUAAGAUCAGUAAAACCAUUAUAUUAUGGUGCUUUUGGUUCAUAUGCUCCCAGUUAUGACUCUGCGUUCUCAAACCUGACAAAAGAGGAAUCCGCGUUGAUUUUAAGGACUUACGGCAGCGACCAGGGCGUUCAAUAUGCUGAAUCGAUACAAGAUUUUGUUAAAGGUUGUGAUUAUGCGGAGCGACUAGUUGAUUCUUUGCUCGAUCUGCUCACUGGAGGUGACCAUUCUAAAACUAAAACUACUUUGGACGAUAAUAAAAAACUGAAAGAUGAAGAGGAAGCUGUUAGGACUGUCUUGGAAACCCCCAAGGUGGAUAAAGUUAAAGUUAACGUGGACGACCUUAAGUCUCUUAAAGAUAUUGGAAUUGAUGUGAAUUUCUUGGAGGGAAUGGAGGAGGAUCUUAAAAAAGCCGAAGAUCAACAGGAGAUGCAGAAGAAACUUAACGACAUGUGUCAGUUGCUGGAGAAAUUGCAGAAAACUCAAUAUGAACGUCUUUCUCAACCACCACCCAUAAACCUACACAACAUCCCUGGUCCGACCAAAGAAGAACAUCACAUUGCCAAUGAAUGUGUCGAAGGAUUAGCAGAAAUUACUAAAAAAGUUACACCAGCGGCGGUAGCUCCUGUUCCUGCUAUAAGAAGGGCUUUGGGAGUACCGGUGGUGCCGGUUCCUGACCCUGAGCCGGAUUUGGAGAUGGAACUUAGGCAGUUUUUAGAGCAGGCCCAGCAACCAGCUCAUAUGGAAACAGAUAAUGCUAUCGAAGAGAUAUUGAUGGAAUAAUAGUAUUUUUGAAUUUUAAAACCUGAAAAUAUUAAUUUAUUGUUUUAAGAAGCUGCUUACAGUAGUACAGUGUCUUCACUGAAUUUUAACUAAUAGUGAUUGUAUUUGUCAUUAUAUUUAUAAGGAAAAAAAAUUGUGUGGAACAAAAAAGUAUUAAUAAAAAAAAUAUGGAUGUUAAAUUGUA
Anthonomus grandis grandis is the source of this 2399-nucleotide messenger RNA. RefSeq names its product bromodomain-containing protein 7 (gene Brd7-9). Gene Ontology annotation, cellular component: nucleus. The transcript is spliced from 13 exons. Bases 179 to 2215 code for a protein of 678 amino acids. NCBI's taxonomy places the organism in Eukaryota, Metazoa, Arthropoda, Insecta, Coleoptera, Curculionidae. Gene Ontology annotation, biological process: regulation of transcription by RNA polymerase II. The record is from RefSeq and is a predicted model, not a curated record.